CGCUAUCGCCGGCAGGAAGGGAGAUGAUGAUAAGCACAGGCAGCACAGGACAGAGACGCCAUUAGCCGGUCCACAGCUACAGCCUUCUGAUUCUGCCCUUCCCUGCAAGCGAAGCGACCUCUUCGUCAGACAUCAGAAAAUCUAUUCCGCCACAUCGAUAUCGCUACCACCGUAGGCGCUCCCUCUCCUCUUCUCCCACUCGUCGUGUGGUUGCCUCCGAUCCUCCCGGCCGCCAUCGAUACAGAUCGAGAGAGCUAACGAUGUCGUCGUCCUCGUCCAAGUCUAACUUCUUCGGUCGCGCGUGGGACAGAGCACGCGGCAAGUCUGAUGUCGAAAGAAUUUGCAAGAAAGUCUUCGAGGACCUGGCGGACAAGAACACGGGGCUCCUGGACAUCAACUCCCUCCACGUCGCCACCCUCAUGGUUUACAAUUCAAUCAACAAGCAGUUAGCCGGCCCUCACAAGGACCCUCCUUGCCUGAACACCAUCGCCGAGAAAAUGAAGUUGUACCACGACAAGAAAACGAUACUGUUCACCGAGUUCCAGGAGCUGAUCCUCGAGUGGGUGCACAAGGACCUGCGGCUGGUGCUCGCGAACAAGGCCGCCGUCGCGAUCCUGGGCGCGCCGCUGCUCGCCGUGACGGCCAAGAACGCCGCCAGGCAGGUGCCGAGGAUAAGCGACGCCGUGGAGCAGGUGCCCACGCCGCUGCUCGCCACCGUCUUCUCCGUCGGGCUCAUGCUCCUGCAGGACGUCCGGCUGGGCAAGCAGAGGGAGUGAAACCGAUCACCGGAAUCGCCUCGAGGCGCUGGAGGUUUCGCUUUCACUGGCUCUCACGGAUAUCAGCAUAUGGUCCGUCACAUUAUACAGCUCUGCUGCUUUGUGGUGAUAGGAUCAAAGUCUGAUAGAGAACGAUGUACUAUUAACUAGUAAAUUAUUACAAGGCGAUUGGCGUCUGAAUGGCACGUAUACAAAUGAUUGUGAUGGCAUUUGUACCAGUGCAAAGUGUUCUCAGAAAAUAUGAUUUGAAGCGCUGGUGCACGCACAUCUGCCCACUGCCUAGCGUGGGCAUGUUUGGAUGCUAUCCCCAGGAGGCAGGAGCAGCUGCCUGGACUGGACGCUGUCUGUGAUGCAACCCGAUCCUGCUGCCUGGC
Messenger RNA from Sorghum bicolor (sorghum), 1150 nucleotides. RefSeq lists its product as uncharacterized. The record is from RefSeq and is a predicted model, not a curated record. The transcript has 4 exons. Bases 261 to 776 code for a protein of 171 amino acids. Lineage: Eukaryota; Viridiplantae; Streptophyta; Magnoliopsida; Poales; Poaceae.